GCAGGUGUACUUGGGAUGGCUGGAGCGGAAGGAGCCAUAGGACCAAGGGGUGAAGCAGGAAUCUGGGGGCUUCCUGGAUUAGAUGGUCCCGAAGGGCCAAAGGGAAAUCCAGGACCUGAUGGUAAGAUUGGACCAACUGGUAUGCAUGGUGUGGAGGGCUUCCCAGGAGAGAAUGGGGUGAAGGGAGACCAAGGCCAGCGAGGUCCUCCAGGUCUGGUGGGCCCUGCUGGUUUGAAGGGGGUCCGAGGACUCAAAGGUCUUGAUGGCCCAGAAGGAUUGAAAGGGAAUGCGGGCAAGAAAGGAGCAGUGGGGCAGAAGGGCCAUCGUGGGUCAGCUGGCCAAAAAGGAGUGACGGGGCUGGCCGGCGCUGCUGGGCAACGUGGGCAUGAUGGGGCACCGGGAUUCCAUGGCAAUCUUGGCAGGAGGGGCAAACGGGGCAAAGCUGGAUCCAGACCCCCAAGAGGCUCCAAAGGCCCCGAGGGCUCUCUAGGUGAACCAGGCCUCACGGGACCCCAAGGACUCCAAGGCCCUUAUGGGCUUCCUGGCCUCAGGGGAGAGACGGGAACGAAGGGACCCAAAGGACGAAAGGGUGCUAUUGGUCCCCCUGGUGGACAGGGGUAUGCUGGACACCCGGGCAUUCCGGGCUCAUCUGGACAAAAAGGCCUCAAGGGCUUAGAGGGCCUCCCAGGACCAAAAGGCAAGCCAGGCCUACCAGGCACACCUGGCAUUCCUGGCCUCCCUGGUCCUUCGCUGAACAUGUCAAGGGAAGAACUGAAGCAACUGAUCUACUCAGCAAGCAAGCUGAACUACAGCAUGGUGUGGAUGCUCAUGGAUAGUCUAGGCCGGGAAUUGAAGCUCCUGGUGGACCCCCCAAAUGGCACCAAAGACUACCCUGCUGCUUCUUGCAAAGAACUUCUGCUGGCUCAGCCUCACCUGCCAGACGGCUAUUAUUACAUAGACCCCAACCAAGGCAGUCCCCAAGACUCUUUGUUGGCAUUCUGCAACUUCACUGCUGGAGGAGAGACCUGUGUUUCCCCUGUGCAAAACCAGGUGCCCAUCAAGGCUUGGUUGAGAGCAUACUCUUCAGAAGACGUCUUCCAGUGGCUCAGUUCCCUGCCCGGCGGCUUCCUGUUGGAGUACCAGGGCUUGAGCACGGUGCAGCUGCGUUUUCUGAAGCUCCACAGCAGCCUAGCCACCCAGAAGGUCUCUUACUCCUGCAGACCUCAUCAUGAUGGAUCUGGACCACAGCUUGAAAAGGAAAUCAAGUUCCUUGCUGACUCCAGGGAACACAGCUACUUGGCUACACUACAGGGAUGCAUGCUGGACAAUGAAUCCUCCAUCACAGACACCAUUUUCCGUUUCUCCACAGAGGAUCUCAGCCUUUUGCCCCUGCGUGAUUUUGCUGUGUUUCACAACGGGGACACCUCCCAUCAGUUUGGGUUCACAGUCGGGCCUGUUUGCUUCAGCUAGGAUUGUUUUUAUCCUG
Molecule: messenger RNA, 1486 nt
Organism: Euleptes europaea (tarantolino)
Lineage: Eukaryota; Metazoa; Chordata; Lepidosauria; Squamata; Sphaerodactylidae
Product: collagen alpha-1(III) chain-like
Exons: 19
Coding region: 16-1470 (484 amino acids)
Molecular function (GO): extracellular matrix structural constituent
Source: RefSeq, a predicted model, not a curated record